Messenger RNA from Aegilops tauschii subsp. strangulata, 1644 nucleotides. Its product is annotated as 3-dehydroquinate synthase, chloroplastic. The record is from RefSeq and is a predicted model, not a curated record. NCBI's taxonomy places the organism in Eukaryota, Viridiplantae, Streptophyta, Magnoliopsida, Poales, Poaceae. Gene Ontology annotation, biological process: aromatic amino acid biosynthetic process. Gene Ontology annotation, cellular component: cytoplasm. Gene Ontology annotation, molecular function: 3-dehydroquinate synthase activity.
GCCACAUCGGGAGUUACCGGACACAACCACCGCCGCCGCCGCCGCCGUCUCGCGACCAAACGACCCCCAUGGCGGCCGCCGCCUCCUCCCUGCUUGCCGCCGCUGCAUCCUCCAGUUCCCGAGCAGCCAUCUCCGUCCGCCGCCCCCGCGCAGCUUCUGCCGCGGCCGCGGCCGCCGCCUCCAUCCCCUCCUCCUCUCGCACAUCCUUCACCCCGCUCCGCGCCUCCCCCGCGAGGGCCCUCCGGAGCCGCGUCGUCGCCAGCGCCGCUCCCGCGAUGGAGCCGCCGGCGGUGUCCAGGGUCUCCACGGUGGUCGACGUCGACCUCGGCGACCGGAGCUACCCGAUCUACAUCGGCCCCGGCCUCCUCGACGAGCCCGACCUGCUGCAGAGGCAUGUGAUCGGGAAGAGGGUUCUCGUGGUGACCAACACCACCGUCGCGCCGCUCUACUUGGAGAAGGUGACCUGGGCGCUCACGCACCAAAACCCUAAUGUGUCGGUCGAGAGCGUGAUCCUGCCCGACGGCGAGAAGUACAAGGACAUGGACACGCUGAUGAAGGUUUUCGACAAGGCGGUGGAGUCCCGGCUGGACCGGAGAUGCACAUUCGUUGCGCUAGGUGGCGGCGUCAUUGGGGACAUGUGUGGGUUUGCGGCUGCUGCAUUCCUCCGUGGUGUCAAUUUCAUACAAAUACCCACAACUCUGAUGGCCCAGGUGGAUUCUUCUGUUGGAGGGAAGACUGGGAUUAACCAUCCACUGGGAAAGAACUUAAUUGGCGCAUUCUACCAGCCGCAGUGUGUACUCAUUGACACAGAGACAUUGAAUACAUUGCCUGACAGAGAGCUGGCUUCAGGUGUCGCUGAGGUGGUGAAGUAUGGUCUCAUAAGAGAUGCACCCUUCUUUGAGUGGCAAGAGAAGAAUAUGGCAGCAAUAUUAGCGAGAGAACCAAGUGCCCUGACCUACGCUAUAAAGAGAUCAUGUGAAAACAAAGCUGAAGUUGUUGCUCAGGAUGAGAAGGAAAGUGGUCUUCGAGCAACACUAAACCUGGGUCAUACAUUUGGUCAUGCUAUAGAAACAGGGCUUGGCUAUGGAGAAUGGCUCCAUGGGGAAGCCGUUGCUGCUGGAACGGUUAUGGCAGCUGACAUGUCUUACCGCCUGGGGUGGAUAGACGAGUCCAUCAAGAAACGGACAUUUGACAUACUAGAUCAAGCCAAGCUUCCCGUGACACCACCAAAGGGCAUGACGGUGGAGAAGUUCAAAAACAUCAUGGCUGUCGACAAGAAGGUCGCGGACGGAUUGCUGAGGCUCAUCCUUCUGAAAGGACCUCUGGGAGGCUGCGUUUUCACCGGUGAGUACGACAGGAAAGCACUGGACGAAACCCUCCGUGCGUUCUGCGACAACUGAUCGUUGUCAAGCUGGAGAUCCAGCACUUCUGUAUACUAGUAGGCUGUAAUAUCAUACCAGACAGAGAGAGUGAGAGUGCAUUGUGUGCUACCUUUAUUUUUUCAUUUCGUUUUGGCGAGAAUAAUGGAAUGCGGUAAGGGGUUGGUUCCAGGUCGUGGUAUUAGAAAUUCAUUGUAGGGCAUCAUGCCUCAGUAAUUGUGAAUUGUGAUCACUCAUUUUGAAUAACAGAAUUCAUUCCACUUCA